AGUCUUCUCAAACAUCUAGAAUGUUCGCUGCCCGUCUGCGCUUUUAUUUUAGCCGUCGUUUGAAUCGAAUCCAAUAUCCCUUACUCUGUAUGACAUAAGUUUAAGAUUAAGACGCUGUGACGCCUAAAACCAGCUCGUACUCUCGUGAUCGAUUGUUUACAUGUGACUUAGAUCUGCGAUCGUCCAACGUCCUGAUCACAACGAAUUUCGAUCAAGUCCGGACCGUUUAUGACGUAUUUGGCUAUUUAGCUGUCCGAUUAAUUCCGUCCACCCGUGAUUUGUUGCAAUGGUGGACUCGGUGCCUGCUAUGUUUGGAUUGUUGGUCAGCGGCAGAUUGGUACGGACCGAUUUUGAACGUUUAGAAGAAACAAAAUUUAUGAUAACUAUCAACUCGGCCGAAUCCGUGAAUUAUAUUUGUGUGUUUUUGACUGGACUUGUGCCAUUUCCUGAGGGAACAGCUGGUUCAGUGUACUUCAGUUGGCCUGAUGAAAAUGCAAGACCAAAUUGGCAACUUUUAGGCAUUUUGUCCAAUAACAAGCCAUCCGCCAUAUUUAAGCUUUCAAAUCUUAAACAGCAUCUUGAUAUAACAAACCAACCAAUAAACGCAUUCAGUCAAUUCCCAUCAAUUUCUAUAAAUGCUCAAAUUGGUAUAUCUAUUGAACCUUUGAUAAAUGCUGAAUUGCAAACAACCUGCAUAGAAUCAACACAAAAUGUAUCAACGUUUGUUGAGUUCACACAAAAAAUGGUUCAAAAUUUAUACAAUUACGUAUCAAGUUAUGCAGUUGAUGGCGGUCCACAGCAAACAUCUAUGGUACCACUUUUAUUAAUUCAGAAAUGGUACGAAAACUUUGAGAGGAAGUUAAAUUUAAAUCCAAAUUUUUGGAAAUCCUAGUAUCUAACUUUUAAUAAAAACCUAAAUUUUCUUGAUACUUGGGACUUAUUUUAUACUAAAAUUAUAAAUUGGCAUUAUAUAACACAUUAUAUAAUUAUUUUAUAAGUAAUAUACAGAGACUGUCUAUAUUAUUAUUAAUGAUAGUCUUAGAUUUUAAGCUAUGUGCCUUAUAUUAAUGAUAAGACUUAUGUAAAAUAAUCUAAGAAAUAUAUAAUGUGUAUGCUUUUAAAUACUUAGAUAUUUUUAUGAAGGAUUCAUUUUGUGUUUUGCUUCACCUCAAGUUUUUAUAUUUUAAUUGUUGUACUUUUAAAGAACCAAGACCUUUUUUCUAUAAAAAAAAAAAUUGUUCAUUACUAAAAAUAAAAUUUAAAUUGUCAUUUUAUGUAACUUGCUAUUAUUUAUAAAAUAUAUUCAUUAUUUGUCAUCAA
This is a messenger RNA of Acyrthosiphon pisum (pea aphid), 1320 nucleotides long. RefSeq names its product protein OPI10 homolog. Gene Ontology annotation, molecular function: nuclear import signal receptor activity; Hsp70 protein binding. Gene Ontology annotation, biological process: protein import into nucleus. The record is from RefSeq and is marked provisional. Gene Ontology annotation, cellular component: cytosol; nucleus. NCBI's taxonomy places the organism in Eukaryota, Metazoa, Arthropoda, Insecta, Hemiptera, Aphididae.